Molecule: messenger RNA, 1780 nt
Organism: Brassica rapa (field mustard)
Lineage: Eukaryota; Viridiplantae; Streptophyta; Magnoliopsida; Brassicales; Brassicaceae
Product: probable pectate lyase 1
Molecular function (GO): pectate lyase activity
Source: RefSeq, a predicted model, not a curated record
UCGUCUUCUUUUUUCCACUCUACAGAUUCUAUAAGAGGGCCACUACAUCUCCAAACUCGUACAUUCACUGUCUUUUUAUCUCUCACUUCUCUAUCUCUCCUCUGUUCUAAUUCUCUCGGACCACAGCAAACACUCUGUUCAGCUUCGGCUCCAAUGGCGGUUCUUCCGACAUGGAUUUUAGCUAUGAUGUGUCUACUCUUCUUCGUCGGAGCAAUGGAGAACAGUACGCACGACAAGAUCUCAUCUCUCUCCAGUUCCGACGAAAAUGAAUGGAACACGCAUGCAGUGACAAAUCCAGAUGAAGUAGCGGACGAAGUUAUCGCCUUGGCUGAAAUGAGUGUAAGAAACCAUACCGAGAGGAGGAAGCUAGGUUACUUUACUUGCGGAACAGGCAACCCUAUCGACGAUUGUUGGAGAUGCGAUGCCAACUGGCACAAGAACCGCAAACGCCUAGCGGACUGUGGAAUCGGGUUCGGAAGAAACGCGAUCGGUGGACGAGACGGGCGUUUCUACGUAGUCACCGACCCAAAUGACGACAACCCGGUUAACCCUAGACCGGGGACACUACGUCACGCCGUGAUCCAAGACCGACCGCUAUGGAUCGUUUUCAAACGCGACAUGGUGAUUCAGCUAAAACAAGAGCUGAUCGUCAACAGCUUCAAAACGAUCGACGGACGCGGCGCAAACGUUCACAUCGCUAACGGCGGUUGCAUCACGAUUCAGUACGUGACGAACGUCAUCGUGCAUGGGUUGCAUAUUCAUGACUGUAGACCGACGGGUAACGCUAUGGUGAGAAGCUCAGAGACGCACUUUGGGUGGAGGACUAUGGCGGAUGGUGACGCGAUUUCGAUCUUUGGAUCGAGUCAUGUUUGGAUUGAUCACAACUCGUUGUCUCAUUGCGCUGAUGGGCUUGUGGAUGCUGUUAUGGGCUCGACGGCGAUUACCAUCUCUAACAACCAUAUGACUCAUCAUAACGAGGUUAUGUUGCUCGGACAUAGUGAUUCUUACACGAGGGAUAAAGCUAUGCAAGUUACUAUUGCUUAUAACCAUUUUGGAGUCGGACUUAUUCAAAGAAUGCCGAGGUGCCGACACGGGUAUUUCCAUGUCGUGAACAAUGACUACACUCACUGGGAAAUGUACGCGAUUGGUGGAAGCGCAAACCCGACAAUCAACAGUCAAGGAAACCGCUACGCCGCCCCGAAGAAUCCCUUUGCUAAAGAGGUGACUAAGAGAGUGGACACACCGGCUAGUCAUUGGAAAGGAUGGAACUGGAGAACGGAAGGAGAUUUGCUUCAGAACGGAGCUUAUUUCACUGCUUCUGGAGCCGCUUCAUCUGGUAGCUACGCACGUGCCUCUAGCCUCGCAGCUAAAUCUUCUUCAUUGGUCGCAACCAUUACUAACGACGCUGGAGCUCUACCUUGUCGCAGAGGACGUCAAUGUACCUCAUAGUUGUUUCUAAACCUCCUUCCAACACCAUUUACCACCAAAAUUCAAAACCAUCUUCAAUUAUAUUUAGACAAAAGUGUACAUUUUCACACAUUUGUCAUUUAAAAAAGCCAAUUAUCUUUUUUUGUGUGUGUUUUGUAUCGAUUUUUCUCAACCUCGGGUUUGCUUGCUUCAACCGCAAGUUAACACAAGUAAAGGGGGAAAAACAACCUUUCAUGUAAAAGAGAAAGUCCCGAAGUGUUGUUGGUUCUGUCUGAUAAACUCAGGUUGUUCUUCCAUUGUCUCUGUCAUUACCAAGAAAAAAAACAAGAAUAUGCUGUCUUUUCGUAUCUUU